UGUCCCUGUGGUCUCUAGCAGUCUAAAGAAUUUUCUCACAAAUUCUACAGUAGUCGAUACGUUCGGCGCGAGGGAGAGAAUUCGCGGAACGUGUUUGUCAAUCGGGCACGUAAAUGUUAUUCCUGUCCUAUAACAGCCACGUGUCACUCUUUACCGUGCUGUCAUUCAUAUCACAAUUGCUAUGCAAAGUCGUUGUAACGUUUAUACCGUGUUAUAUAUGAUGUAAUUAUAUAGAUAUGCUUUUGAGAUGUCAGGUCACUUUUCCCUUUACCAAGAGAUCUGACAAUGAGUAGGGCUUUAGCGGAAAAACAACAAGUUUUAAAUCAGCCACGCAAGAUCAGAGGACAAAAGACUCUUGCUAUGGGUAUCGUCGUUUUCGAUCAUUAUUACGACGUUGUUAAAAGAGUGUCAUCAUUGGCUGGUCAAUGGCCUUAUCAAAGGCCAAAAACGAGAUUGCUCUGUGUUGGCUUGGUGACCCUGAGUAUACUUUCGAUGAAUGUUCCACAGAUGGCUAAAUUUGUGACAUGUGAGAGAGAUUUGCAAUGUAUUUUUGAAACUAUGACAUCCUUAAUGUUAGCAACUAUGUGCUUGGUGAAACUGUACACGUGCUACAUUAAUCGCCACAAAAUGAAACAUCUCACCGACCAUUUGUUUGUCGACUGGAAUGCAUUGGAAACGUCCGAAGAGUACAAAAUUAUGACGAAAUAUGCCAAGAAUAGUAGACUAUACUCGUUGGGAUACUCGCUGUAUUGCUUUGCAGCUCUCUGUCUAUUUUUGUCGAUGUCUCUCAUACCGCCACUAUUGGACGUUGUGUUACCCCUCAACAAAUCCCGCCCUAUUCUACUGACGUAUCCAGGAUACUACUUUGUCGACGAGAAAGACUACUUCUUCUACAUCUUCUUGCACGCUGUCGUAGCCUGGGAAAUUGCUAUGACUGGAAUAGUCGCCCACGAUUGCAUAUUUGUAACUUACGUUGAGCAUGUUUGUGGUACAUUUGCUAUAGUUGGAUUUCGUUUCAAACGUUUAUUUUGUAAUCGCGAUAACCAAGUGAAAACACAAAGUAUCGGUAAUACAUACUGCAAGAGAGUCGCGUUCAUUGUGCACGCGCAUCAAGAAGCUUUAAGGUACGCGCAACUUCUUGAAGAUACGUUUAGCGUACCAUUCGCUAUGCAGAUAUUGAUAGUAACGAUAGGGAUGAGCAUCACAUUGCUACAAAUUAUGCAGCAGAAGGACAGCAGCAAUAUUUUAGAAACAAUGAGGUACGCGGUGUACGUCAUUGGUGAACUGAUACAUUUGUUCUUUCUCUGUUUUGAAGGGCAAAAGCUGAUAGACCAUAGUCUUCAGAUACGCGACAAAAUCUAUAACAGCUGUUGGUACAAAGUAUCCACAAAGUCACAAAAAUUAAUUAUAUUGAUAAUGAUUAAGAGUCUGCGACUGAGUUUUUUAAGCGCUGGCAAAAUCUACAUUUUCUCUCUGGAGAGCUUCACUACGGUUCUACAAACUUCAGUGUCGUACUGUACGGUACUCGCAUCCUUUCAGUAACAGCCGUUCCAUUUGACUAAUUGCGCGAUGGCAUCA
Messenger RNA from Vollenhovia emeryi, 1578 nucleotides. RefSeq names its product odorant receptor 22c-like. The transcript is spliced from 9 exons. The coding region runs from base 286 to 1542 and encodes 418 amino acids. Gene Ontology annotation, biological process: detection of chemical stimulus involved in sensory perception of smell; sensory perception of smell. Gene Ontology annotation, molecular function: olfactory receptor activity; odorant binding. Lineage: Eukaryota; Metazoa; Arthropoda; Insecta; Hymenoptera; Formicidae. Gene Ontology annotation, cellular component: plasma membrane. The record is from RefSeq and is a predicted model, not a curated record.